AGGUGGCCAUGUGCAGGACUUGGGGCGCCAGUCUGGGGGGACGGGUAGAAACGGAGGCGGCCGUGGAAAGCACUCCCUGCUCGGUAGGAGGGGGCUGACUGGGGGAGGGACGGCGGUUUAGGGCCUAGGGGGCCACGUGACCCUCCCCCAGGAAUGCGGUGACGUCACCGGGGGCGUGGCUGUCCCCAAAAUUGGGGAGGAAGGGGAAAAAAAAAAGCCAGAAAAAGUUUCUUUCCCGGAGUUCCAAACGAGGUGUGGGGCGGAAGAAGGGGUCAAGACUACAGGCUUGGGGCUACACGGGGCCUGACCGCUGUCUGGAGACCCCUGUUCCAGGCCAUGUCGGGGCCCACUUGGCUCCCCCCAAGGCAGCUGGAGCCUGCAAGAGCCCCUCAGGGGAGAGCACUCCCUCGAGGCGCCCCGGGGCCGCCGCCAGCCCACGGAGCAGCACUUCAGCCCCACCCCAGGGUCAAUUUUUGCCCCCUCCCAUCUGAGCAGUGUUACCAGGCCCCCGGGGGACCGGAUGAUCGGGGGCUCGCCUGGGUGGGGUGCCAUGGAGCACCCCAGCGCUCACAGGGGCUCCCCCCAGAUAGGGGGGCCUUGCGUCCAGGGAGCCUGGAUGCUGAGAUAGACUCACUGACCAGCAUGCUGGCUGAGCUGGAUGGAGGUCGUGGGCAUGCCCCACGGCGGUCGGACCGGCAGGCUUAUGAGCCCCCUCAGCCCCAUGCCUACCGCACGGGCUCAGGCUCCCUGAAGCCGAAUGGAGGGGGUGUUCCUAUUCCUCCCCAACAGCUCUCAGCAUCCCCCUAUGGGGGCCCCACUCCGGCCUCCUAUGCUACAGCCAGCACCCCUGCUGGCCCUGCCUUCCCUGUGCAAGUGAAAGUGGCACAACCAGUGAGAGGCUGCGGCCCUCCCAGGCGGGGGGCCUCUCAGGCCCCCGGGGCCCUCCCGGGCGCCCACUUCCCUCUCCCAGGCCGAGGUGACGUCUGGGGGGCUGGCUAUAGGAGCCACCGUGAGCCAGGGCCAGGGGGUAAAGAGGAGGCUGCAGGAGGAGGAAGAGAACGCGGGUACGGGCCCCAGGUCCCCCUGAGCCAGCCUCCUGAGGAGGAGCUGGAGAGGCUGACCAAGAAGCUGGUGCACGACAUGAACCACCCUCCCACCGGGGAGUACUUCGGGCGCUGUGGGGGCUGCGGAGAAGACGUGGUUGGGGACGGGGCUGGCGUUGUGGCCCUGGACCGCGUCUUUCACGUUGGAUGCUUUGUGUGCUCUACAUGCCGGGCCCAGCUUCGGGGCCAGCAUUUCUAUGCCGUGGAGAGGAGAGCGUACUGUGAGAGCUGUUACGUGGCCACUCUGGAGAAGUGCUCCACGUGCUCCCAACCCAUCCUGGACCGGAUCCUGCGGGCUAUGGGGAAGGCCUACCAUCCUAGCUGCUUCACCUGUGUGGUGUGUCACCGUGGCCUCGAUGGCAUCCCUUUCACAGUGGAUGCCACCAGCCAGAUCCACUGCAUCGAGGACUUCCACAGGAAGUUUGCCCCACGAUGCUCAGUGUGCGGUGGGGCCAUCAUGCCUGAGCCAGGUCAGGAGGAGACUGUACGAAUCGUUGCUCUGGAUCGCAGUUUUCACAUUGGCUGUUAUAAGUGCGAGGAGUGUGGGCUGCUGCUCUCCUCUGAGGGCGAGUGUCAGGGCUGCUACCCACUGGAUGGGCACAUCUUGUGCAAGGCGUGCAGUGCCUGGCGCAUCCAGGAGCUCUCUGCCACCGUCACCACCGACUGCUGAGUCUUCCCAGAAGCACCUGUUACAUUCCCCCUUCCCAUCAGCUACCCUCCCUGACAGCCACCUUUACAACUUUGUCACCAAAUGCUGUCUCCUCUUCCUCCAAUCAUGAAAUAAUAACCCCUUAGGAGUAUACAAAAACACUUUCAAGUGUAUUGUUUCAUCUGAUUCUCACAGCAGCCUCACGCAAGCACAACUGUUGCGACUGUCUGCGUUUUUGUAGGAGAAGUGAUCUCAGAUUGCAUGCUUCCCAAAUGGCAGUACCAAGAUCAGAACCUGGCUGGGUCUUCUUAGACCUAGUUUUUUGUAACUCCACUAUAUACUCUUGCAAACGUAGUUUGGUGUAAAGACACCCCUCCUCUCCGUGCUUGGAGUAAAGCUGCAGCAUGCUUCAAGGAGGCAGCGUUUCCUAUUAAGCCUUCACACCCCACUCCCUGAACAAGGACUUGGGUGUUAUCUCCGGGGUGGUGGUGCAUUUAAUCCGGCACAAGCCAGACUCCGCCUGUUGAUCAAGACCUCAACCUGUAACAGCCCGACCAAGUACUGGUUGGGGAUAAGACAGAUUUGCCGGUUUCGCCUACAAGACGGGGCGCCUCUGUUGAAGGACAGCAGUAACGGGUUUGCAGGUGGUAAAUACUGAGGCGGCAAUAAAGCCUGGCUCUCUGGUGCAGCACAAAAUGGUGGGAGAUACUUUAAAAUGGUUGCUCUAUCCUGCUAAAGGCCUGCAUUCCCCAACUCCGUGCCCUGCGCCAGAAAGGGAAAACAGCCCUGGAUGAGGGCAGGAGGCUCCCCGAGCAGGGUGGUUGGGGGUCAACAACUGGACACGAACUGGUUCAGGCCCCGGACACAUCCGAGGGGCCGCGACCUUCGACCUCAGCCAGACGAAACUCUCCUUCGCGCCCAGAGGGCCCU
Zalophus californianus (California sea lion) is the source of this 2682-nucleotide messenger RNA. It is a transcript of the gene TRIP6, whose product is annotated as thyroid hormone receptor interactor 6. The record is from RefSeq and is a predicted model, not a curated record. NCBI's taxonomy places the organism in Eukaryota, Metazoa, Chordata, Mammalia, Carnivora, Otariidae. Gene Ontology annotation, biological process: positive regulation of non-canonical NF-kappaB signal transduction. The transcript is spliced from 9 exons. Bases 337 to 1773 code for a protein of 478 amino acids.